AUGGAUCCUCCGCCCACUGGAACGGACCCUCAGGCCCACUCAUCCCCAGCCAGUCCGACCUACGGUCCGCCCGCUGGAACGGAACCUCCGCCUACCGGAACGGACCCUCCGGCCCACUCAUCCCCGACCAGUUCUGCCUUCGGGCCGACCCCCAGAGCUGCUGCCUGGCCACUCCAGUCCCGUCCAGUCCUGCUCUCAGUUCACUGUGAAGUCAGUUGGUCGAUGUUCAUCAUGAUCGUGCUGCUGCUCACGCUCCUCACAGCCUCUGGAUGUCUCAGCAGCAGAGUUGUCGGUCGAACAGGUGAGAACAUCACCUUCACCUGUAAGUACAACAGAAAAUCCUACGGAGCUCUGUCGGUUUGCUGGAAUCUAGGAGACAUACCAAGCAGGGGUAUGUGCGACAACCAGCUGAUCUCCACAGAUGGAAAUAAAGUGAAAGAACAGAGCGGAGUUUCCAGCAGGUAUCAGCUGAUGGGACGACUGGACCAAGGGGACGUUUCUCUGACGAUACUGAACCUAAGAGAGAAUGAUACUGGACGCUACGGAUGCCGGGUAGACAUACCUGGAUGGUUCAAUGACGAAAAACAUCACUUUGAUCUGACCGUUAAAGGUAAGAGGCAACUUGUUUAACCCAUUUUUAUGUACAUUCUCAAUUUACACAUAAAAACAUCGGAUUUGCUUAAACACAAAAUACAAAGAUUAGGUUUAACAUUCUGACCACUGACAGGUGAAAUGAAUAACACUGAUUUUGUCUUCAUCAUGGCUCCUGUUAGUGGGUUGGAUAUAUUAGGCAGCAAGUGAACAUUUUGUCCUUAAAGUUGAUGUCAGAAGCAGGAAAAAUGUUCAAGUGUCAGGGUUUGAACACAAGACGACUGGGUCAGAGCAUCUCCAGAACUGCAGCUCUUGUGGGGUGUUCCUGGUCUGCAGUGGUCAGGAUCUAUGAAAAGUGGUCCAAGGAAGGAACAGUGGUGAACUGGCGACAGAGUCAUGGACGGCCAAGGCUCAUUGAUGUACGUGUGGAGGAAUGCUGACCUGAGUG
Acanthochromis polyacanthus (spiny chromis) is the source of this 1039-nucleotide messenger RNA. RefSeq names its product hepatitis A virus cellular receptor 1 homolog. Bases 1 to 630 code for a protein of 209 amino acids. The record is from RefSeq and is a predicted model, not a curated record. The transcript has 3 exons. NCBI's taxonomy places the organism in Eukaryota, Metazoa, Chordata, Actinopteri, Pomacentridae.